AUGUCAACCACACGCGCAGCUGACAAUGACCUUGCCGGGCGAUGGCACGCAAAGCGACGCAAACUCCGCAAAGGCACCCACAGCUGCUGGGCUUGCAAACGACGAAAAGAAAAAUGCGUCUACGAAGCUCAUGUGCGACCGGAUACCUGCAUCAAUUGUCAACGGCGUGGAGCAGAAUGUAUCAGCCAAGAAUUCGACAUGGAUGACACGGACCGCCGUGGCGCCACGCUGGUCUCUAGUGAAUACAACAAUGACCCCAAAUCAACGGCUUCCACCUCCUCUGUUGUCGUCGAAAAUACCAAUCAUCAUAGUAGCUUGCGACAAGAAGCCACAUUGGGGGAGAAAAAUGCACGGCUAGGCGCCCAUCCCAGCUUUCCCAGCCUUCCGACUGUCUCCAUACCCGAAAAUGCUAGUACAGGCGUGAACAAGUUUUCCCAGCUGAAUCGCGCUCUUUGGGAGGCAUUGCCCUCCCGAAAAGAUCGUGAGAUCAUCGUCACUGCUUCGGACCGAGUCUUCAGCGUCUUCGUCGGAUCGCUGACGAUAUCACAUGAGAGGAUGAGAGAAGGCAAUCCGGUCUCACCGGAGAGUCUACUGCAUCCACCGCAGCUACCAACGCAUCCGGUCUUGACUGCGAGAUACAUGUUGCACCUGGCCAGUCUGCUGCACCAUCUUCGCCCGGAUACCAAUCCCGGGAUGAAGCAGCUUUCCGAACCACCUCGAGUGAUUAUGGCGCGUAUCUUCGACGCUGCCACCAGGCUUGUCACCAUUCAAGACCGCCUUUUGGCCAGCGUGGAAGGUGUUGAGUGCGCAAUGCUUGAGUCAAUGCACAAGGCAAAUCUCGGCGAGUUCAGACCAAGCUGGAAGGCAAACCGACGGGCGAUGCUACUGGCGCAGUCACUAGGGCUUCAUCGGUCGAAGUACAGAACGAUGCCAAAUCAGCUCGACCCCGACUCCAAAGCCGAACCACGGUUAAUGUGGUUCCGCAUAGUGUACUAUGAUCGUCAGCUCUCGCUUUUGCUUGGCCUCCCCCAGGGCAGCACAGAUCGGAGCAUGGCGACCGAGGCUGCCCUGGCUUCUGACACGCCUUCCGGUCGUCUAGAGCGAAUGCAAUGUGUCCUGACCGGAAAGAUCUUGGAAAACGUCGAAUCCGAGGAACGCGCGAUCGAUUUCGCUCUUACGCAAAGUCUGGACAAGGAACUCCAGAAAGCUGCUGCCGGUGUGCCCAGCCGGUGGUGGCUGACGCCGAAUCUAGAAGACUCGUCCCACGACGCACUGGCUCUUUUCUUGGAUGACCGACGCCUAUCCACCCAAAUGUCUCAUUUCAAUCUUCUCAAUAAGCUGCACUUGCCGUACAUGCUUCUCUCGUCGACCGAGUACGAAUAUCAGUAUUCCAAGAUUGCCUGCGUCAACGCUUCCCGCGAGGUUCUUUCGCGCUUCGUCGCCCUGCGGCGCUUCAGUCAGAUCACGUUCACCUGCCGAAUCGCCGACUUCAUGGCCCUCAUGGCCGCCAUGACCCUUCUCCUGGCUCAUCUAGAUAGUCAUCGCCGGCCUUCACAAGCAGACAACCUUCUCGCUCACUCGUAUCUCAGCGACCGUGCCAUGAUCGAACAGGCGCGGGACAACAUGGAAGAAGCGAAUCGGCUUACUGCAGAUCCACUGAGUGCCAGAGGCGCGGAAGUUCUCGCUCGGCUGCUAGCAAUCGAAGCCGAAGCAGCCAGCGGCCAUACAGUGCGGGCCGAAAGCGUACGCGUACAGACCGCCGAUGCUCAGAGCUCACAGCAGGAGAAAGGUGAAGAGACCGUGGCUACUUCAAGCGCGUACAUCCCUUACUUUGGCAUCAUCAUGUUUCCACGCGAGGCUAUGAACCGCAUCGGCCAGCAGAGCGGCGACCCACUGCAUGAUCCGGCGCCGCCCGACUCUGCUGAGCCUGGUCACACGGAAGUCUUCCAACACCAACGAAUUCACCAGCCAUCCUCUUCGGCUCCGGUGAUAUAUCCUGGGGACUCAAAAUCGAUCGUAGACCCGGCGGUGCUGGUCCCCCACAAUGGCGGGUGUGAACGACCUGAAUCAGUCCGCGUCACCGCCACUAGGAAGCUUCGGUGA
Molecule: messenger RNA, 2103 nt
Organism: Neohortaea acidophila
Lineage: Eukaryota; Fungi; Ascomycota; Dothideomycetes; Mycosphaerellales; Teratosphaeriaceae
Exons: 2
Coding region: 1-2103 (700 amino acids)
Biological process (GO): DNA-templated transcription; regulation of DNA-templated transcription
Molecular function (GO): zinc ion binding; DNA binding; DNA-binding transcription factor activity, RNA polymerase II-specific
Source: RefSeq, a predicted model, not a curated record